Molecule: messenger RNA, 1284 nt
Organism: Anopheles coluzzii
Lineage: Eukaryota; Metazoa; Arthropoda; Insecta; Diptera; Culicidae
Product: mpv17-like protein 2
Exons: 2
Coding region: 289-873 (194 amino acids)
Biological process (GO): mitochondrial ribosome assembly
Cellular component (GO): membrane; cytoplasm
Source: RefSeq, a predicted model, not a curated record
CACUUUAAUUCAUUGCAUAGGUUCGGUUAUGCGAUACAAAAAUUCGACAUCAUUUUGGCUUAUCGCGUAAUGAAUGCGGUUGGCUGCUGAUCAGCUGGUGAUUACGCAAGUUUUUUUUUUGUAGACAAACGUAAACAAACUUUGCUCGUUCCAUUCAUGUAAUGCUUAUCUUUCCGAUUUGUUGAGUGCGUCUGCAUUUCAAAAAUAACUAUCGUGGGGGCCAAAUAGUGUGGAAAAAGUUUGAGGAAAUAAUUGCGAUAUUCAAUUGCAUAUAACAAUCAUUCUGUGAUGAGAGGAGUUUGGAAACUGCUGUUUGGGCGAUAUCUUCUAGUUACUAAUACUAUUAGUUCCGGUGUACUGAUGCUGGCGGGAGAUGUUGCAGCUCAAGAAAUUGAACGACGACAGGAGAAAACUACAUCGGCUUCAGAAGGCCUCGAAAGGCAGCGAGCCUUAAAUAUGACAUUGGUAGGACUUUCCCAAGGCCCGCUGCAUCAUUAUCUUUACAAAUGGAUGGACGCAUAUCUUCCCGGCGCUACCGUACGAACAGUGCUCAAAAAGAUUGCUAUCGAUCAGCUUGUUAUAUCACCCAUCUUCAUCGUUACAUAUUUAUACAGCGCUGGUCUUCUAGAAGGUGCUUCUGUAAGGGACUGUAACGCCGAACUGCGCUACAAGUACUGGACUAUCUAUACAGCGGAUUGGCUUGUUUGGCCUCCGACACAGUUUAUAAACUUCUACUUACUUAGCCCAAAAUAUCGUGUCCUUUAUAUUAAUGCCAUUACCAUGCUGUACAAUGUGUUUCUCUGCUACAUCAAACAUAACGAUGAUUUCAUUUCUGAGAUAACACAAAAAAUGAAAUCGAUAAAGCAGGAAUGAUAUGAACAGUGAAAUCGGCAACAAUCGACAGCUUAACACACAUACAUGGAAAUAAUUCUACUGAUUAUUUUUUCCCUAUUUAUUGUUUUAUUUUACCCGCACGCUAUAUUGAAAUCUUUCACUAUUCCUUCUAUUGUUACGUUGCCUAUGGUCAAAUAUUUGUUUAAAGAUGGAAGCUGUUUAGAUUUAAUACAAGAACAGUAUUUUCUCUUAGGCCUAUCAGCAACUAGGUAAGCGCAGAGUAAUACUUUGCCAGCUGAAAUCUAUAGGAGCUUUCAUCCGGCCAGCGACAAAGUACCGCUAUCAUUUUGUUUUUCAUAUUUGUCCUAAUUGUACAAUGUCUAGAACAGUUAUUAUCUUACAGCACUUUUUUAUGGCAGAAUAGAAAUAAAGUAUUUAUUUAAAAUUGCA